ACACACAUGUAUUUUCUCAGGCACUUUUUGAGUGUAUAUAGCUGCAUUAUUUAAGUAAUGUCAGUAUUACACCCAAAUGACAAUAAUGAUAUGAGACUGUUCAUGUGUUAAACCUGCUAUAGUUUACUUCCACAUUGUUUCUUCAUCGAAUAAAUGAAUCAACCAUUGAAAGAUAAACGCAGUGCUGGGUAAAACUGUAAUCUGGUACCAAAUACAAAUUCCAUGUCUAAAAUUGUAGUAAAGUGAUCUCUUGGAUUACAUGUUAAAGUAAUCUAACCAGAUUGUUUUUGGAUUACUUUUGACCUAGUUCCUGUUUAUUUGAUGUCACAGAUAUUUGAGUCGGAUGAGCUUUUUGACCGUGCUUCAAUAUAUUCACAAAAAUGAGAGUUGAUAUAGAGGUCAUUUGUAUGAACAGCAGCCUGUUAAUUUGUCUUGUACCCAAGCAUCUGUCUCUGUUUACAUAUUCAACUGAAAUGUGCAUUAAUGGCAUGAUUGCUUUAUCAAUACUGCCCAAGCAUCAAUACAGAGAGAGAAGUUAUACUAAUAAUAUGCUGUCAAUGUACCUGUCUGUCUGUCAAUCAGCGUCGGUCUCUCCUCCCACCUGUGUGUCGUCAUGGUGACGCGCGCUCAAACCUGAGCCGCCGGAGUGUGAGUGCACGCGGGCGAGAGGGAUGCUGCUGCUGCCAUGGCAACAGACCUUCAUGCGCUCACAGACAUUGAUUUCAUAUUUAUUUCAUAUCGCGUGCGUCCCUUACCGUCACGCGGGAUCCGGGAUGUCAUAACAAGUUCACGCGGAUCGUUCCAAAGGACUCCUCUGACAUUUACACCUCCUUAAAUACGGGAUAAAACCGCGUUAGGUGUGGAGGAUCUUUGGGGUUUUCAAGAAUAACGCUCCGGUUCAUUUCUCCGGUAAUUCUCGCUUUUGUUCUCCUGUUGCGCCUCUGAAUGUGUCUGAGGAUGAUGAAGCGCCUGAUCUGAUAGAUUAAUGCCCUGUGCCGCUUCUAACACAUAGCAUAUGUUGAGCGGAGAGCGCGAGACAUCGCCGUGAUAACCGAAGGCGGAGGUCACCGAAUCACGGAGCGUGUGCGGGUUAUUUGGGUUCGGUAUGACGAUGGGUUCGCCCGGUGUCGGAAAGCUUCGGGCCUCAAGGAGAAAUGAUGAAGAAUGAUGGAGGGCGCGUGAAUUGGGGCGCGUCAAGGGCGAACGGAGCGUCAGGGACGCGCGUAUAUCCGGCGACUCAAGGGCGUUUGAACAUUAUGAGGACGCGUCGGAGGGCGGCGGGGCGACGCGUCCUCUGGAGGAAACGUCAAGGAAAAUCCAUCUUUUUUUUAAUGUCCUUCUAUAAAGACCAUAAUAUAAAAUAACAAAGCCGGAAAGUGUUUAUCUGACACGAGACUAAGGUCAGUCUAGUGUGUGUGUGUGUGUGUGUGUGUGUGUGUGUGUGACUGUGUGUUUGUGUGUGAGAGAGACUCGUGCCUGGCAUUGGCAUGGAAGGGGCAGGGGGCGGUACAGUGGGCACCGGGGGUUCUGUGGGUACAGACUCUCGGCCUACCCGUAACAGCGACCCCAAGCGGCGCAGUAAGAGCAGCCUGCCGUCUCCCGGUUAUCGCCUCUCCCAGGCGUCUCUGGAGGGCGAGCCACUGCCCGGGCGCCGCCGUCUGUCCGUCCUGAGCUCCACGCGAGAUGGUGGCCCCUUCCGUUCGGCCACGGCGGUAGGAACGCCCACCACACCUCUACCCCUACUGCCUCCCCCCACAGGUUCUGCCCCGCCCACCGUGCAGCGCUCCGUGGGGUUCGCCGCCUCCCGCGCCGCUCUGAUGUCCACCUCCUCCUCCACGGGCACCGGGAUGGUCGUUGUGGCCGCCGGACACGAGACCACCACCACCACCACCACCACGGCGGCCGGGACCCCUGAGGCGGGACUAGGUCUGGACGGUGAGGACUACAGCUACUCGAACCAGUCCACCUUCAUCCAGAGGCAGUUCGGGGCAAUGUUGCUGCCCGGCGUCAACAAGUUCUCCCUCCGCAUGUUCGGCAGCCACAAAGCCGUGGCACUGGAGCAGGAGCGGCUGAAAUCGGCUGGAACCUGGAUCAUCCACCCCUACAGUGACUUCAGGUUUUAUUGGGAUCUCCUCAUGCUGAUGUUGAUGGUGGGAAACCUCAUCAUCCUCCCGGUGGGAAUCACGUUCUUUAAAGAUGAGAACACGCCUCCGUGGAUCAUUUUCAACGUGGUGUCAGACACGCUGUUUCUCGUGGAUCUGGUGCUGAACUUUCGGACGGGAAUCCUGAAGGAGGACAGUACUGAGAUCCUGCUGGACCCCAAGGCCAUCCGCGAGCGCUAUCUGAAGAGCUGGUUCCUCGUGGACUUUGUGUCUUCAAUCCCUGUUGAUUAUAUCUUCCUGAUGGUCGACCUGGAAGCUCGACUGGACUCAGAGUCUCAAUGA
Xyrauchen texanus (razorback sucker) is the source of this 2444-nucleotide messenger RNA. RefSeq names its product potassium/sodium hyperpolarization-activated cyclic nucleotide-gated channel 2-like. The coding region runs from base 1488 to 2444 and encodes 318 amino acids. Gene Ontology annotation, cellular component: membrane. Gene Ontology annotation, molecular function: monoatomic ion channel activity. The record is from RefSeq and is a predicted model, not a curated record. The transcript is spliced from 3 exons. Gene Ontology annotation, biological process: monoatomic ion transport; transmembrane transport. NCBI's taxonomy places the organism in Eukaryota, Metazoa, Chordata, Actinopteri, Cypriniformes, Catostomidae.